AUGAGAAUAUAUUACUUAUUUUUUUUCUUAAUUUUAAUACAAUUAAAUUUGGUUAAUAACCAAAACUUAAAUCAACCAAACAAUGCUAAUCCUUUAAAUCGUGAUUUUGAAAAAGACAUGGAAGAAUUGGAUUUGUCCGGAUUAGAAGAUGAUAUUGAAAACAUAGAAGAAAUAGCUUAUAAGGAUAGUUAUACAUAUUUGACUCAGAUUUAUAUUUAUGUUCGAAUUGAUGGUGAUUAUAGUAUGUACAAAAGCCAUUCGAAUUUAAUGAAGCUUGGAGAAAAAUACAUGACACUUUUACAAAAUGCAAUGCUUAAUGUUCAACUUAAAAAGAAUGGAGUUGGAGAGUUUAUAUGUUUUUAUCAAAAAAAAGAUAUUACAGAAAAUCUAGCCACAUAUUUUUUAAUUCAAAAGGAGAUAGAUUAUAUACAAAUAGGAUUUGAAAAGCGAUUUCCAGAAGGACGAAUUUCCCCAAUAGUAGACGCCGAGAAAAGAAAGACAAGUUCUGAAAAUAUAAAAGAUGAAUUAUAA
Plasmodium yoelii is the source of this 531-nucleotide messenger RNA. Its product is annotated as conserved Plasmodium protein, unknown function. The transcript has 5 exons. NCBI's taxonomy places the organism in Eukaryota, Apicomplexa, Aconoidasida, Haemosporida, Plasmodiidae. Bases 1 to 531 code for a protein of 176 amino acids. The record is from RefSeq and is a predicted model, not a curated record.